AUGUUAGUUUGUUUGUUGACAAAAUAGAUUCAAUUUAAAACAUGAUAAUGAAAUCAAAUGUUUUUUUACCCGUAUUUCAUUGCAAAGUAAAAAGUAAACGUUGCGAUUUUCGGGGAUACGAUUAACAGUUUUAAAUACACGUUCGUGCACGUCUCUAAUAUAUUUAAAUAACUAUGUGUGAUCCUGCUACAUUUGUGUCUUCUAUUAAAGUUAAAGGAAUUCAUCUGUUACCUCCUGUGAUAACUCCGAAGAGAAGAACUGAAUUGGAAAAAGACAGACAGCAAGCGAUAAAAUUAGAAAAGCGAUUAGAAAAUACUAGAAAACUAAAAAGCGAUCUCGAGGAACUGUUAACUUUAAACAGCCUAUCAGAUAAACAGCCGGCAUUUAGCAACAGCCACUCAAAAAAGCCCAAUCUUAGUAAAGAAAUCCUCGAAAUAUCGGAAUAUCGAAACGACAUCAAAACAUUUUCCUCGGAUUUCAGCACAGUCAGUGGUUCUUCCAAAAGCCACGUUAACAGCAGCAGUCAACAAGACGUUGAUGAUUCAUCGAUUAAAACUAACGCUUCUUCCAUUAUAUCUUGCGAUGUUAACGAUAUUAACUCCGCUUCUUCCUCCACCAGUAAAUUAGAUAUCUGCCCAGCACUAAACUUAAGUAAAUUGAGUAGCACCAGCGGGUCGAAGACUCCUUCUCCUCAUAAAUCACCAAAGCCUCGAAUGAUCCGCAGCAAUUCUUAUACGCUAGAAGCACCGAGUCCUAUACUCCUAGCUCAUUUGGAAAAUUGCAGUAAAACAGCAAUAGAUGAUACCGCGGAACAUGAAGAUGCUGAAUCAUUGCACAGAUCAUUGUGGGGUUCUCUGGAUAAUAAUUAUGUACCAUUCGAACAAAGCCAGUUCAGCAGUUUGAAUACUGUUUAUAAUUUCAACGAAAACAACUCCGAAGAAUCUAAAGCAGCAACAAAUACUGUUAAAGAUGAGGUAACGAAAGAACCAUCUCCAUCAAUCGAAGUAGUCCAAACCGAUAUAUCCGUACAACAAAUAACCGUAAAUGCCAAUACGGAAGAACUACAACCGGUUAAAACGACUAUAGAGCUAACCGACCCCGAUUGUCAGCUGAUGCAAGUCCUAAAGAAAAUCCCCGCAGAGUACUCCAAGCAAAUCAUCGAGCUGAUAGAGAAGCAAAAAUCCGAUCACUCGCUCAAAGUCGACAAGUUCAGCAAACAAUUCUGUUCGACACCGAAAUCAAUGGACGAUACGAGGCCUGCUACCGCUUCGCCUAGCCAGUCGCUUUAUUACAGUUUCAGUUCCUCCGACACCAUCGUGCCUACUUCUCCGUUCUCCAAAACGCCCUACUCGGAGUAUUGCGAUGAUAAUGGUAGUUUCAAUAAGUACCAGAAUGUUGUUAAGAAGAUUAAAAAUCAAUCGGAAUGCAGGGGGAAAAUGUUUCAUACCAGCAAGAAUAUCGAUGCUAUUAAAGAGGAGUGGGCUGCUUCUGUGGUAUGCGCCCAUGUAAAGGGUUACCUAACCCGCCGGCUUCUUAAAACCGAAACCGUACAAUCUGUGAUCGAUACCAUCAAACACGCCCUUCAAUGUGCCUUAGAAUUGCAUAAUAUCGAUAAUAUCGAUGAAUCGGAUAUCGAGCUACACAGGAGGCUGAUUAAUCAGGUUUCCGCCGCUUGUUACGAGUUCCACGAUAUAUUUUUUUCGCUUUCGACCAAGGAGCAAAUGAACAUAAUCGCCGCCGAUCGGAAGAGGCUGACCGAGAAGAAUCGAAGAGCCAAAUCCGGUUCGAACAUAAAGAGAUCCGUAUCGAAUUCGAGCCGAUCGUCGAUUAGAAGUAGGACUUCUCUCAUGUCGACGAAAUCUAACUGAAGCGCUGCGUUUUUCAUACGAAAUUAUUUUUACUAAAAACGUUGAAAGUGCUUCGAGUUGUAAAACAUGUUUAUUGAUCAUUUUAAUGUGUUGUUUAUUGUUCGUUAGUGUUAUAUAUAUUUUUGAUACGCUAUUUUUUAAUUAUUAUUCGCUAGCACGUUGUAGAAAACAUAUUCCAGCACUAUUUUUUUUCGAAUUUACUUUGAAUCAGAUUUAGCUAUUUUUUUAUCGAAAUAUCAAAGUUGCAAGCAGAAAUAAAAUGUUUAA
Phyllotreta striolata is the source of this 2135-nucleotide messenger RNA. Lineage: Eukaryota; Metazoa; Arthropoda; Insecta; Coleoptera; Chrysomelidae. The record is from the annotation of a GenBank genome assembly.